AUGGAGCCACCGCACAACUCGAAACGUGAAGCCCGGAUACUGGCACUCGCGGCGUCUAAUCGUGUUAUUCCACUUCUGGAAACCUUCAACGAGCCAGGCUCGAGAUUCGUGUUGGUAUUCCCAUUCAUGCCAUUCGACAUGAGCCGGCUUCUACGGGACCAAAAACUCUCGAAAGCUCAGACUCAGCGCGCACUUAAGGACCUGUUCUCAGCUCUGGAAUUCGUGCACGAGCGCGGAAUCAUACACAGAGACAUCAAGCCCUCGAACAUACUACUCAAGUCGUUGGAUGGCCCGGCCUACCUCACAGACUUUGGCAUUGCAUGGGCCCCUGACACGGUUGGGUCGGAGCCCACGGACUCAAAGAUCACCGAUGUUGGAACCACAUGCUACAGGCCGCCAGAGCUUCUUUUUGGAAACAAGAGGUACGGCUGUGAACUUGAUCUCUGGGCUGCCGGGUGCACCGUUGCUGAAGCUCUGGUUCCCGGCCAUCCAACGCUGUUUGACUCCGGGGAGCUGGGCAGCGAUCUAGCUCUCAUAUCGAGCAUGUUUAGCAAGCUGGGUACUCCCAACGUGGAUGUAUGGCCGGAAGCUGCUGGGUUUCCAGAUUGGGGCAAAGUGCAGUUCAUUGAAUUUCCAGCCAAGCCGUGGUCUACCCUGCUUCCUGGCACCUCGGAUGUCGAACAAGCUCUUGUCGGGCAAUUAGUUCGCUAUGAGAGUGGCGAUAGGUUGAAAGCAGCGCAGUCGGCAAAGCCCAACAUCGAGCUCGUACGCUCCACCAAGGAGCUGACUACCCGCCUGAGCGAGGAGACAAAGCCCAACCCCAAGAUAGAAGAUGAGCUGGCCCGAGACCUGCAACAGCUCAAGAUCAGGCUCCAAGGCACGCCCGAGUCGGAAGUAAACCCGGCGUCCGUAUUCGAGCUGCUGAGCCUCAUCAUCCAAGAAGACCUGCUCUUCACCCUCGCGAACAACAUCCACAAGCUGCCCUUCGAAUCGCGCAAGGACGCUCAAGUCAUCUUCUCGACCGCAUUCCGCUACAAGCCUGCUGGCGCCCCAGAUCCUCAGGUCCUGCACCACGUCAUACAAUACAGACCCGAAAUCAUAAUAUCAUUAUGCCGAGGCUACGACCGGCGAGAGAGCGCUAUGCCGUGUGGAGGCGUGCUACGAGAGGCCCUUAAGUACGACUCCAUCGCCGCACUGCUGUUGUACGACGAGCCGACACCGGACGGAAAGACGCGCGACCUCGCAAGCGUGAAUCCCGAUGUACCAUCUUCAGGAGAGGGCGUCUUCUGGAAGUUCUUCGAUUGGAUAGACAAGGGCGCAUUUGAAGUUAGCGCAGAUGCCUUCAACACAUUCAGAAGCUUGGUGGCCGGGUACCUACAAACGAACUUCGACAUGUUCUUUUCGAGGUACAACACGAUACUGAUCCAAUCAGAGAGCUAUGUCACAAAGCGGCAAUCUAUCAAGCUCCUGGGCGAGAUCUUGCUCGAUAGAGCGAACUACAACGUCAUGACGCAGUAUGUUGACUCGGGCGAGCACCUGAAAAUCAUCAUGAAGCUGCUGCGGGACGAUCGGCGCAUGAUCAACUACGAAGGAUUCCACGUCUUCAAGGUUUUUGUUGCUAAUCCCAACAAAUCCGUCGCCGUGCAGCGCAUCCUCAUCAGCAAUCGCGAGAAACUACUGCGGUUCCUACCCAACUUCCUCGACGACCGUACCGAGGACGAGCAGUUCAACGACGAAAAAAGCUUCUUGAUUAGGCAGAUAGAACAGCUCCCCAACGCGCCCAUGGCAGCUCCUGCGGCAGCAUGA
Messenger RNA from Paraphaeosphaeria sporulosa, 1806 nucleotides. Its product is annotated as Mo25-domain-containing protein. Bases 1 to 1806 code for a protein of 601 amino acids. Gene Ontology annotation, biological process: protein phosphorylation; intracellular signal transduction. The transcript has 7 exons. Gene Ontology annotation, molecular function: protein kinase activity; protein serine/threonine kinase activator activity; ATP binding. The record is from RefSeq and is a predicted model, not a curated record. Lineage: Eukaryota; Fungi; Ascomycota; Dothideomycetes; Pleosporales; Didymosphaeriaceae.